AUGGACAAUUCGCUGGUCGCUGGUGGUGGAGCUCGUUGGAGGCUGUGGUCGUUGGUGGUGGAGGCUGUGGUCGCUGGUGGUGGAGCUCGUUGGUCGCUGGUGGUGGAGGCUGUGGUCGCUGGUUGGAGCUCGUUGGAGGCUAUGGCCGUUGGUUGGAGCUCGUCGGAGUGUUGUCCGACUGAGAGUGGUUGA
Ilex paraguariensis (yerba mate) is the source of this 192-nucleotide messenger RNA. NCBI's taxonomy places the organism in Eukaryota, Viridiplantae, Streptophyta, Magnoliopsida, Aquifoliales, Aquifoliaceae. The record is from the annotation of a GenBank genome assembly.